Molecule: messenger RNA, 730 nt
Organism: Arvicanthis niloticus (Nile rat)
Lineage: Eukaryota; Metazoa; Chordata; Mammalia; Rodentia; Muridae
Source: RefSeq, a predicted model, not a curated record
CAUUGCAGUACAUUGAGCUCCAUAGAGACAGCGCCGGGGCAAGCGAGAGCCGGACGGGCACUGGGCGACUCUGUGCCUCGCGGAGGAAAACCAACUAAACAUGGGCAAAGGAGAUCCUAAGAAGUCGAGAGGCAAAAUGUCCUCAUAUGCAUUCUUUGUGCAAACCUGCCGGGAGGAGCAUAAGAAGAGGCACCCAGAUGCUUCUGUUAACUUCUCAGAGUUCUCCAAGAAGUGCUCAGAGAGGUGGAAGACUAUGUCUGCUAAAGAAAAGGGGAAAUUUGAAGGUAUGGCAAAGGCUGACAAGGCUCGUUAUGAAAGAGAGAUGAAAACCUACAUCCCUCCCAAAGGGGUGACCAAAAAGAAUUUCAAGGACCCCAAUGCACCCAAGAGGCCUCCUUUGGCCUUCUUCCUGUUCUGUUCUGAGUACCGCCCAAAAAUCAAAGGCGAGCAUCCUGGCUUAUCCAUUGGUGAUGUUGCAAAGAAACUAGGAGAGAACAACACUGCAGCGGAUGACAAGCAGCCCUACAAGAAGAAGGCUGCUAAGCUGAAGGAGAAGUAUGAAAAGGAUAUUGCUGCCCACAGAGCUAAAGGAAAACCUGAUGCAGUGAAAAAGAGGGUAGUCAAGGCUGAAAAGAGCAAGAAAAAGAAGGAAGAGGAAGAUGAUGAGGAGGAUGAAGAGGAUGAGGAAGAGGAUGAAGAAGAGGAAGAUGAAGAAGAAGAUGAUGAAUAA